GAGAGAGAGAGAGAGAAAGAAUUAUCUCAAACAGUACGGAUUCAAUCGUUGGACGUGUAUAGGUUAAGAACGUUUGAGCAAAACGUAAAAGUCAAGUUUGAACUGAUAAUCCACGAUAUUCUUUCACGAUGGUGAAACUCACACCGGAUUUAAUAGAGCAAUCAAUGCAGUACAUCAAUCCUGUGCGUGAUCGUGAGUUAGAUCUCAGAGGAUACAAAAUACCCACUAUUGAAAAUCUAGGAGCGACUUUGGACCAAUUUGACACUAUAGAUUUCUCAGAUAACGAUAUACGUAAACUGGAUGGAUUUCCACUCUUGAAAAGGAUCAAAACCCUGUUCUUCAAUAACAAUCGCAUUGUCAGAAUUGCCGAAGGCCUAGAGCAUUGCAUCCCAAAUUUACAUACUCUGAUGUUAACUGGCAACAUGAUACAAGAAUUGGGAGACUUGGAACCUCUCAUACCACUGAAAAAUCUCACAAACCUAUGUUUGCUGCAAAACCCAGUGUCAGCUAAACAGCACUACCGACAAUAUGUCAUAUAUAGAUUCCCACAACUUAGACUGCUUGAUUUCCGAAAAAUUAAGCAAAAGGAACGCGAGGCGGCAAUAGAGUAUUUCAGGAGCAAACGCGGCAAGGAAAUGGCACGCGAGAUAGCCAAGAAGGUGAAGGCACAGACGGCUGGUACAUCUGCAGAGAAACCUCUUACUUCUGCUGAGGAGCGUAAAAAGAUUCGCGAAGCCAUUACAAACGCGUCCUCCUUAGAAGAGGUGCAAAGACUCAGCAAACUGCUACAAGCUGGCCAUAUACCAGGCGAGGAACGACUACAGAAUGGAAAUGGAGCAUUGGAAGCUAUGGAGGAGGAUGAUGAUUAAUUCAUAUUAUUUUUUGUACAUUUGUAGCUUAAGUCUGAAACAAACUUCCCUGCAGUUGUAAGUAUCUAGAUUGAAGGAGCAAUGAGUAUAUGAUAUAAAGCUAAUGAGAAACUGUAUACUACACACACAUAUGAUAUAUAUGUCGUUGCCAAAAGAAUUCAGAUAUCCAUUUUGUCAUAAAAAAUAAAAAUGAUAGUAUUAAAAAUGUAGCCAUGAAGCGAUUCUCCAUAUUCCUUACAUUACAUACGAACGUAAUUAAUAUAUUAAUAU
This is a messenger RNA of Harpegnathos saltator (Jerdon's jumping ant), 1139 nucleotides long. RefSeq names its product small nuclear ribonucleoprotein polypeptide A'-like U2A (gene U2A). Gene Ontology annotation, molecular function: U2 snRNA binding; protein binding. The coding region runs from base 129 to 869 and encodes 246 amino acids. NCBI's taxonomy places the organism in Eukaryota, Metazoa, Arthropoda, Insecta, Hymenoptera, Formicidae. Gene Ontology annotation, biological process: mRNA splicing, via spliceosome. Gene Ontology annotation, cellular component: U2 snRNP. The transcript is spliced from 4 exons. The record is from RefSeq and is a predicted model, not a curated record.